CAUGCGACAGGGUCCGGCUGGUACGCAGAUUGCCACGUUCAAGCUUCCCGUAGGGGAGGCGAACAAGGCGAUAACAGUCGGCAGCGUCAAGUUAGCUUGGUCAGUGUGUCCGCUCAGCAUACACGAGCCGCCGCUGGCGUGCUUCAAGUGCUUCGAGCAAGGACAUAAGUCCUGGGCAUGCAAAGGCCCGGACCGGAGCAAACUCUGCAGAAGGUGCGGAGUAGAAGGCCACUUCGCCAGGGAGUGCAACUCGGCACCAAAAUGCCUGAUUUGCACGGCGAACAAGGGCCACAUGACGGGCGGGCCUAAAUGCUCAGGCACGCGAGGAGGUCGAAGUGUUAAGCGAUAAUACAGGUUACACAGUUAAACCUGAAUCACUGUGAAGCUGCGCAGCAGCUGAUGUGGCAGUCAGUCUCGGAGUCUAGUACAGACAUCGCCCUGCUAGCUGACCCCUACUGCAUCCCACCCGACAACGGGAACUGGGUAGCGGAUAAGGCUAAGCUAGCGGCGAUCUGUACAACCGGUCGUUUCCCGAUCCAGGAAAUAAUUCUGUAGUAAUCCAGUACUUAAAUCAUGGUAGGCUGUGAAACUGACUUAUGACGUAUGACUCUUGAAGACAGGACAUUCGCUAAUAAACCACUAAAGAAUAAAGAAGUCCAAGUCUUUUACUUCAAUUCAGAAGUGGGAUAGAGUCCAAGCUGUUCAAGAUGUUUUUACGGAGCCAGAAACCCUCGGAAAUUCAAGAUUUGGGAAAUAUCGGAAGCGGUCUUCCUUUCUCGGAUCGUCAAAACUCAACCGAUGGGAAUUCAAGUUCUGGACAAUCUGCAAACUUAGGAGAAGCUUCGGGCAGUGGAGAUGGAUCCAAUGUAGCUGAAAACUUCACCAGAAUCAACCAUGAAGGAAAACGUGGCGAUGAACGGCUUUUCAAAAUGGAAGAAAUUUCUGCGUUGCUGCCGGAUUUUUCGGGCUCCACUCAAGAAAAUGUGAAUCAUUUCAUCAACAUUGUACAACAUACUAAACAAGUUUUCAAGAUAAGUGAGGAAAUUAUGAAGCUGUUGGUUUUCAAAUGCUUAAAAGGAAAUGCUCAAGUUUGGUUUACUUCGUCACCGGAAUUGAUGUCAAUGGAAUUUGAAGAUUUUCUUGCUAGUUUGAAGAUGACAUUUGUGCUGCAUGAGAGCUUGUUUCAAGUACGCAAACGUUUGGAAUCAAGAAAAUGGAGAGAAAAUGAAACUUUUGGCCAAUACUGCUGUGAAAAAAGAAUUUUGGCGGUACCAUUACGACUUCGGGAGUCAGAGUUCGUGGAAUAUCUCGUCGAAGGAAUUCCAGAUCAACAAUUGAAGAAUCAAGCUAGGAUGCAGAAUUUUUCAACAGUUGCUGAUGUUUCGAGAGCCUUUUCAAUGAUCAAACUUCGUGGACCAUCGACUUCAACUUCGCUCGUGUGCUAUAACUGUAAGUUACCAGGACAUAUUGCCGCAAGAUGUCGGAAAAUCCGCCAACCAUUCGAACAAAAGGAUCAAUCAACCCGCCGAAAUAAUCCAUGGAUGAGAGAAACUAGGAUUGGAGCCGUUGAUGCUACAUCAGAGAGUCAGGCUGAACAAGAUUACAACGGACUGGAUUAAAUUUUUGGUCGUUCCUGAUUUGACGAUGUCAUCGUAUGACGCUAUAAUAGGAAGGGAUUUUAUAAUGAAACCUAACAUUCAAACCAUCAUCGAGAGAAGCCGUAUUAAAAUUUCGAGAACUCCGGUGAUCCGAAAGGAAGUGCAUGGAAAUAAAAAUGAAAUAAAACAAAUAAGUUCCCUUGAAGAAUCUGAAAUAUUGAAAAGUGUUGGAAAUGUAAGUAGCGAUCAUAUUGCAAAGUUUAUGGAAAUUUUUAAAAUGGAUUACAUUUGUUCCGAUAAGCCUAGUCAGCCAAAAACAAAAUAUGAAAUGAAAAUCUCUCUAAAAACUGGUACUCAGUUUCACUUCAAACCUAGAAGACUAGCAUAUUCUGAAAAAAAUAAAGUAGAUGAUAAAAUUAAAGAGCUUUUACGUGACAAAAUAAUUAAAGAAAGUGAUUCUCCUUAUGCCAGUCCAAUUGUAUUGAUUCCGAAGAAAGAUGGCGAUGUUAGGAUGUGUGUUGAUUAUCGAAAACUCAACAAAGAUACAUAUAGGGACAACUAUCCUUUACCACUAAUUGAAGAAAUUUUAGAUAAACUCAGGAAUAAAAAGAUUUUUUCAGUUUUAGAUUUGAAAGCAGGGUUUCACCAAAUUAGAAUUGCUCCAGAAUGCACCAAAUACACUUCUUUUGUUACACCAUCUGGGCAGUAUGAAUAUUUACGUGUUCCUUUUGGACUCUGUAAUGCUCCAGCAGUAUUCCAAAGAUUUAUAAAUACUAUUUUUAAAGACUUGAUUGCUAAAGGUAAAAUAUGUGUUUACAUUGAUGAUAUAAUAAUUUUCUCAGAUACAAUUGAAGAACAUUUAGAAAUAAUGAAAAUGGUUUUUAAAAUUUUAAGCGAUAAUCUUUUGGAAUUAAAUUUGGAAAAAUGCAAAUUUUUGUUUACUGAAAUUGAUUAUCUGGGAUAUACUAUCAAUCAGAAUGGUAAACGUCCACAUCAAUCGCAUAUUGAAGCUGUUUCUAAAUUUCCAGUUCCUAAAAAUGUUAAAGAUGUGCAACGCUUUUUGGGAUUGACAAGUUAUUUUCGGAAGUUUAUUAAAAAUUUUGCUACUAUUGCAAGACCAUUGUAUAACCUUUUGAAGAAAGAUACAGCUUUUGAUUUUGGAGAGGCACAAAUUAGUGCAUAUGAAACACUUAAACAAAAAUUAGUCACAGCACCAAUAUUAGCUAUUUUUAACCCUAAUGCUGAAACCCAUUUACAUUGUGAUGCAAGUUCCCAUGGGUUUGGAGCCAUUUUGUUACAGAAGCAAGAUGACAAUAACUUUCAUCCAAUUAGUUAUUUUAGCAAAAAUACUGACAAUUUUGAAUCUAAAUUACAUAGUUUUGAAUUAGAAACCUUGGCAGUUGUUCAUGCAAUCAAGCGUUUUCAUGUUUAUCUAUCCGGUAUGAAAUUCAAAAUUUUUACGGAUUGUAAUGCUUUGGCACAAACUUUAAUUAAAAAAGAAAUAAAUCCUAAAAUCAGCAGAUGGGCUUUGUUUUUGGAAAAUUAUGACUACACUCUUGAAUAUAGAGAUGAAGCUAAAAUGCGGCAUGUAGAUGCAUUGAGUAGGCAAAAUAUGAGUAACGAAAAACAAAUAACAAGAAAAUCUCGAACUUAUCAAAUAAAUGUAUUAGAAACAGAAGAUGUGGAAAGAAAUGUGAUACUCGCUCAAGAACAGGAUGAGAAAUUGAAAAACAUUAAAACACACCUAGAAAACAGCAGUUUUCCAAACUUUGAGUUAAGUAAUGGCAUAUUAUUCAGAAAGAAUGAUGGUAAAUUGUUGUUAGUAAUCCCAAAACUAAUGAUUGACAAUAUCAUUAGAAUGUGCCAUGAUUUAAAAGGUCACAUUGGUAUUGAAAAGACGAUGAUUGAAAUUAAAAAGCACUAUUGGUUUUCGAACAUGAGAAAAAUAGUGAAAAAGUAUAUAUCUAAUUGUUUAAGUUGCAUAUUUUUUAGUCCCAAAGAAGGGAAAAAAGAAGGUUUUCUUAAAUGUAUUGAAAAAGGUAAUCAACCUUUCAACACAAUCCAUUUGGAUCAUUAUGGACCAAUACAAUUACCGUCGAGUGGUGGAUUCAAAUAUAUUCUGGUAGUUGUAGAUGCCUUUACAAAAUUUGUUAAAUUUUAUUGUACCAAAUCAACCAACACAGAAGAAGUAAUAAAACAUUUGUCUAAUUAUAUGAACUAUUACAGUAAACCAGGAAGAAUAAUAACUGAUAGAGGAUCUUGUUUUUCUUCGAUGAAAUUUGAUAACUUUGUUAAGAAUAAUUAUAUACAACAUAUUAAAACUGCUGCUUAUACUCCAGAAGCUAAUGGCCAAGCGGAACGUGUAAAUAGAACAUUAUCGCCAAUGUUAGCUAAAUUAGUUAGUGACACAGGCUUAAAAUGGAAUAACUUGUUGAGUAAAAUAGAAUAUAUACACAAUAACACAUACAAUAGAUCCAUUAAAAAUUAUCCCAGUGUUUUGUUGUUUGGUUUUCAUCAACAAAAUUUGAAUGUUACUGAGCACAAUUUGCAAACAUUUUUAGAUACUUUUCAGAAUAAUAGCAAUAACGAUGAUUUGAAUACAGUAAGGAAUAGAGCGAAAGAGGUAAUAGAAAAUAAUCAAAAUUAUAACAAGCUAGUAACAGAUAAAAAACGUAAAAAGGCUACUGAGUACAAAGUUGGAGAUUUUGUAGUACUGAAGAUAAAUUCGGCUUCUAAAUUAUCGGAAAAAUAUAAAGGUCCAUAUGUUAUUAAAAAAGCAUUGCCAAAUGAUCGUUACGUAGUUUCUGAUAUUGAGGGUUUUCAAGUUUCCAGCCUUCCUUAUCACUCAAUUUGUUCACCAAUAAAUAUGAAAC
This is a messenger RNA of Aedes albopictus (Asian tiger mosquito), 4471 nucleotides long. RefSeq lists its product as uncharacterized. Bases 708 to 1619 code for a protein of 303 amino acids. The transcript is spliced from 2 exons. Gene Ontology annotation, molecular function: zinc ion binding; nucleic acid binding. The record is from RefSeq and is a predicted model, not a curated record. NCBI's taxonomy places the organism in Eukaryota, Metazoa, Arthropoda, Insecta, Diptera, Culicidae.